UCUCUUUGUCUGGCGACGCGCGACCGCGGACCUGAGUGAGCUGUAGCAUAUUUUACUACCUGGAACCGCGAUCGUGCUCAGCUCUCACGUGUAAAGUGUAUUUGUAAACUCUUGCGGUGCUUUCGUUGUGUGUUUUGUCGAUUGUUCCGUCCCAGGAACAGUCCGUAGUCGUGUGUAGUGUGUUCGUUUAUUGCGCGGUAACAAUGCCUGGGAACUGGCCAUCGAUCCGCUCGAUCGAGGAAUCGUUUGCAACCCUCAUUCUACCCACCGGCGAUGUGAUCGACGAGCUGCGCCAUCUAAUCGACCAGUGCGACAUCUACCGUUACGAGGCAAUCCUGUUAACGCCCUACCUGGUUUCCUUCGCCGAUCUUUUUGGGCGCAAGAUCACCGACGAUCAGCAGCUCAAUGACUUCUUCAAGCAACUUAACGAGACCGCCCUCUCUGACGAGGAAUUUGCGCCGAAAAUGGCAUUCGUGCUGGCGUCGCAGCAGCUGGGUGCCCACACGCCGCACGAAACGAAAGUGCGCAAUGCCAUGAUCGAGACGCUGCAGCAUAACUUCGUCACAUUCCAGCAGCAGGAGGAGAAGGACACGCAGCGGUUCUACAACUCGCUCACGCUCCUGGGCGAGUACUAUCACCGGAAAAAGAUCGGCUACGGGCAGCGCAUCAACAUACUCGGCCAUGCGCUCCUGUCGAUGCUCACGUCCGAGCUGGAGGCCGAAACGAACAAGGCUUGCAAGCAGCAGCCCCCCUACUUCAUCAAUACAGCAUUCGCCAAGCUAAUAGCGACCCAGAUGAACCUGAACGUUGACGUAAUGAAGGAGGACCACCCCAAAGAGAUCAAAGAACUCACGCUAAUGAUUCGCCGGUGUUUGAUCACCGUACCGAACCUGAGCAAGUACACGAAAGCCUACCUGCUGAUGGCUAUCGAUAUGUAUCAUUCCAACCUGACUACAGAUUUAGUGGACAAUCUGUACGACAAGUAUAUCGACAAGGAAGGAAACGGAGAGUCGGAAAUCGUCCCAAUCGUUGAAGAAUCUUCCGAACCAGCUUCGGAACGGAAGAGUAAGAAAUCCCGUUCGAAAGAUCGCAAGGAACGGAAGGAACGGAAGGAACGUAAACCGGUAGCGAAAGAGUCCCGGGAAUCUACCGACCCCGACGGUAGCAGCCGGAGUGGACGCUCGGAGCGAUCUGUAGUAGCGGAAAGUGUCACCGAGGAACCGACCCAGAAUACGCUGCCUUCUGAUUUCGAUCUUGACAAGUACAUUGCGAAGUACUGCCCCACAGUGUACGAACAGAUUUCCCCGGUUGCCGAGCGGAAAAGUAAAAACUCUCGAUCGAAAGAACGCAAAGAGAAGAAAACGUCCUCGUCGAGGUCGAAGAAAUCGGCUCACUCCAAGGAGGAGCACUCUACCGACAAGGAAAACAAACGGCGCCCUUCGUCGAGGACUGACGAUUCGUCUCCAACCCGCAACCGGCAUCACCGGCAAAACGGCGAAGGUGAACGGAGCACGGAACCAGCGAACAGCCCGCCAACAUCACCGAGUAAGAAAAGUUCUCCACAAACAACGAGAACCAUUACGAUCAGCGAACGAUCGCCGACGAGGGAGGGCGGAUCGGACAAGCUGGCCCAGUUGCCGAAAAUUACCAUCACGACGACGGUGGCGACGACUUCGCCACCGGAGAAACAGUCCGACAGCGGGCUAACGUCACCACGGGGGGUACUUGUCGCGUCAGCGAAGCAACCCAAAAGCCCGACGCGUGAUCGCCCUGCUCGACGCACCAUUCUCGAUCAGCAGGAAGACGUUCCGACGAAGGCGAAGGGCAGAAGCAGUUUGAAAUCGGAAUCCCGAAAAUCAGAUCGACACAGAAGGAGCAGCGAAACGCAGCCAUCGGGCGGCGGUGGGACCUGUGGCAAAAAUGUACUGAAACAGCACGGCAACAGUACGAACACGACGGCAGCUUCGAAGCACAAGGCGGGACGGGACACGGACACCAAGAAGGACAGAAGCGGAUCGAAGCAGGAAUCGGACGUUUCAGCGAAGGCCCACGGGGUAGCCACUCCGCCGCCGCAAGGUAGUGACGUUGAGCAGGAAGACAGUAGCACGAAAGGGCAGGAACAUUGCGAUCCGAGCACGGAGAAAGUCUCCUGGUACGAUUUGAUGAUGGAAGAUGAAUCGCCGCAGAAGCCGAAUGCACGCACGGAAUCGCACCCCACCGUGCCUGACCAGCGAGUGACUCCAUUGUAAGAAAAACAAGAGGCAGCGUUCCACUUUUCUCUACUCAUCGUGAGCUUGGAUCAGAGCAUAUAUUUGUUGCUAACCCAUCUGCCGUUUUUAAUAACCUUCCAUACACGAUCUCUUAGUUUAGCGUGUGCAUCGUGUGUGCAUCGGUAGCUAGGCAACGAGCGCGUAGCCGGCAGGGUAAGGACGAAAAAGAUGCCACGAAGCUGGCUCACAAAAGAAUAUUGUAUUGUAGUUACUUUUAAAUAAAACGACGCAAAU
Messenger RNA from Anopheles bellator, 2504 nucleotides. RefSeq names its product micronuclear linker histone polyprotein. Lineage: Eukaryota; Metazoa; Arthropoda; Insecta; Diptera; Culicidae. The record is from RefSeq and is a predicted model, not a curated record. The transcript has 2 exons. The coding region runs from base 204 to 2249 and encodes 681 amino acids. Gene Ontology annotation, molecular function: translation activator activity. Gene Ontology annotation, biological process: regulation of translational initiation.